This is a messenger RNA of Pochonia chlamydosporia 170, 1098 nucleotides long. Its product is annotated as lipase/thioesterase family protein. NCBI's taxonomy places the organism in Eukaryota, Fungi, Ascomycota, Sordariomycetes, Hypocreales, Clavicipitaceae. The record is from RefSeq and is a predicted model, not a curated record. Bases 1 to 1098 code for a protein of 365 amino acids. The transcript is spliced from 4 exons. Gene Ontology annotation, molecular function: hydrolase activity.
AUGGCUUCAACCACGCUCUACCCCAAACCCUCCCUGGGCCAGAAGCUCGACCUACUCCCAGCUCUCGGAUCGCUCGUCUUCGCAACCUUCGCCGCCCUGGCCACCAGUUUCCGACGAGGUCCCAAUGAUGAGCCCUCGUUGUAUUUACACGUCGUCUACGCGGCGGUGCGGAAACUUGUAGUUCGUCUAUCCGCGCCGCAAUUACAAUGGGUGUUCGCACACACACCCACCGUGUACAAACAACAAGCAAAGUCCUACAAAAUGGACCAGCGCACAAUCGAGCUCAACCACGGCGGCAAAGGCCACUGGAUUGGAAACCCAGAUGCCGAACACGUCCUCAUCUGGUAUCACGGUGGCGGCUUCACUCUUCCCGCCCUAGAAGGCCACCUCAAAUACUUUCUCAAACUCGUCAAGUCGCGCCCCAGUAAAGACCUCGCUGUUUUCUUCCUCUCCUACACGCUCGCCCCGACGGGCAAAUACCCCACGCAGCUGACUCAAGCCGUCGAAGCCCUGCGGUACAUUGUUACGCAAACGCAGCGCAAGCCCUCGCAGGUCAUUAUCGGUGGUGACUCUGCGGGCGGGAAUCUCGUGUCUGGUGUUUUGGCACAUCUUACGCAUCGACACCACGCGAUUGAGGAGUUGACGCUGAGUGAGCCCCUUAGAGCGGCUGUCCUUAUGGCUCCGUGGACGGCGCUGGACAAGAAUGAAGUCAAGUUGAGUUCGUAUGAUGGCGCGGACAUCAUUACGGGAACGGCGUUGAACACCUGGGCGGCGAAUUAUAUGGGCGGCCAGAAACCGGAUUACUAUACGGAUGCGUCGAGCGCGCCGGCAGAUUGGUUCAAGGGUCUGCCGGUGAGUAAGAUAUUAGUGCUGGCGGGGCAGAAUGAGACGCUGCUGCCGAGUAUUAAUGAAUUUGUCAAGAAUCUCGAGGCGGGUUAUGGGCCCGUGGAGUUUUAUGUGGCGGAGAGGGAGGCGCAUAUUGCGCCGUUUGUGAAUCUGGUGUUUUAUUAUGGUGCGCCGACGGGGCAGGGGAAUAAGUUGAGGGUGUGGUUGGAGGAUGUGGUUGCGGCGAGGGAUGAGGACUAUGAUCAUGUGUAG